GCGAGUCCUUAAGCCUAGAAGAGCUGGAGCUACUUUUUCAUUCUGAUGCAAAACAUCUCUCUUACCAACAUCUACUUUUAUACAAAAAAAAUGAUGGAUUUGGAAAAAGUUGAAUAUUCUCCUGAUGAAGUUUUUACAAACUUCAUCGACAAAGAUAAAACAGUUGAACUAAUUGGCUACGUUGAUCAAAUUUUUGCUCCUAGAGACGUGGGACGCAAAUUAGAAUUUAAAUUAUUCAAGUUUGUGCUCAGCAAUGGUACUAAAAAAGUAUCCUGUGUUGUGUGGAAUGUAGUUGCAAAAUAUGAAGCUGAAAUCAAAAUCAAUCGGAUUCUACACAUUACUGGAGGCAUGUCCAAAAAUUGCCAAGUCUACGUGAAAAAAGAGGAGGGAUUUGUCGCCUUUGAAAUCACAAUUAUGGACAGCACUACAGUAGAUUAUAUAGGUUACCAUAAUUUUCAAGAUGUAAUCAGUACAGAUAAAGCUAUAAUUGUUGAUUUCGAUGACAUUAGUAAUUACCACGGUCAAAUGAUAACUAUAGCUGGCUAUUUGAAACAAACUUUCCGAGUAAUUGAAAGUCGGUUUGGUAAUAUGAGCUAUGGGAGUGCGGCAAUUACAAAUGGCAACUUAAAAAUCAAUAUCGACAUAACAAAUUAUACCCCAUUAGAUUAUAAACUAGGAGCAAGAAUAACGGUUACUGGAGUAUUCACUAAUACAGAUGGGUUGGCGACAAUUCAAUGUAAAGAAAUCUCAUCUAUCGUUCUGGAUGACAAAUCUGCUGCGAUGUCUCAUACAGAGUUAAUGAAAGGCAUCAAAUUUCCCAAAAGAAAAACUCUGGCAUAAUAAAAGUAAAGUAAAGUAAAGUUGUCUUAAGAUUUAAAAAAGUUUGUUUAGUUUUUGUAGUUUAAUAAAAAAAAAA
This is a messenger RNA of Phymastichus coffea, 916 nucleotides long. RefSeq lists its product as uncharacterized. Lineage: Eukaryota; Metazoa; Arthropoda; Insecta; Hymenoptera; Eulophidae. The coding region runs from base 46 to 840 and encodes 264 amino acids. The transcript has 6 exons. The record is from RefSeq and is a predicted model, not a curated record.